AUCUGGAAAUAUUUUACUAUUAACUCAGUGGAUGAAGCUUAUGUUAACUGCAAUACAUGCAGUUUAAAAAUAUCUAGGGGUGGAAAAGACCCACGAAGUUACGGAACGUCGGCUUUAACCUCCCAUCUGCGAAGAAAACACACCGAUGUGUUUAUUGAGUAUGGAAGGGAGAUGGCGCAAAGCGAACUUGAAAGGGCACGUAAGAGGUCUCCAGAUGACGAUGACUCAGGCUCUCAGCCGAAACUGAAACAGCCAACAUUUUUCAGCUUCAUUGAUGGAAAGAAAAGUUUCAAUAUGAACGACCCGAGGCAGAUUAAAAUUACUCGCUUGAUUGGCGAGAUGAUCGCUCUUGACGUUCAGCCUUUCUCAAUGGUCACUGACACUGGUUUCAAUCAACUGAUGAACUUCCUAGAGCCGAGGUACCAUAUGCCAGACCGGACAUGCUUUUCUCGUACCGUAAUUCCCGACUUGUAUGAUGAGGUCGCAAAGAACCUUAUGGCUGAGGUAAGAGAAUACUUAUACAGCUGUAAUAAUUUUUAACAAUUAAUACUAGUGUCUUUUAACUGUCUUUUAGUUAAUAAAUAUUAAAAAAGAUUAAAAUAAUAAUAAAUUACAAAUAUUAAAAUACUAAUAUAAAUAUAAUUUAUUUAAUUAUUUUGUUUAUAAUUACCACAGACUUACAGUUUAGUAAUAUCACUAAUAUUUUCAAUUAAUUGAAAUAUUUUACAUUUUGUUAAAAUAAUCAAUUAUUUUUAGUAAUUUAAUGGUGGCAUAACUGUUAACCACAAGUCCACAACAUUACAAAACAAUUACUAUUACUAUCUGUUAGCAAUACUCGGGGGACAAUUUAUUUCCAGUGUUAUUCAAGACAAUUUCUUGUUGAGUGUUGACGUUUGAAUUCGUUUGUAGUUUUGUACGGUUUCGGUUUGUUGUUUAAUGUUUAACUUGUUUUCAAUUUUCAAUCUUAACUGUUUUUACUUUUCAGCUGAAUUUGGCCAAUUCAAUCAAUUUCACAAGCGAUGGAUGGACCAGUCAGAAUAACCUCAAUGGCUUUCUGUCGCUCACUGCCCAUUGGAUUGACCAAGCCUGGCAGCGAAAGUCGGCCCUCUUGUCAUUACAGUCUGUUACAGAACGUCACACUGCUGAUGUCAUUUCGACUACAUUAAGCUCUCUCAUGGACAAGUGGAAAAUUCUUUCAGCUAGACGAGGUUUGAUGCUGCGUGAUAACGCUGCAGCUAUGGGCAAAGCUACCAGUCUUAUGAAGAUAGAGGCUCAACCUUGCUUUAUUCACACCAUUCAACUGACUGUCAAUGACGGACUCAAGCAGCAGAGAACUGUAGUGGACUGCCUCGCUGUUGCAAGAGGAAUGGUAUCCCAUUUCCGUCACUCUACCAGUGCUACUUCAGCUCUGGAUCAGUUUCAACGUGAUUGCCGUGUUCCACCUGGCAAAGAGCUUCGUGUCAUUCAAGAUGUUCCAACGCGUUGGAAUUCAUCGUUUUAUAUGCUGGAAAGGCUUUUAGUUCUGAAAAACGCGCUUAUCCUAUAUGCUGCCGAUGUCGAAUCAUUCAAGUGUUUCACGCCUCACCAGUGGUCGAUCGCACAGAAAAUCGUCUUCACGCUCAAACCGUUCCAGGAGAAAACCAUCGAGGCGAGCAGUGACAAUUGUACAGUUGGAAUGAUCAUCCCUAGUGUAACUUCACUGAUUAAAUUUCUGGAGAAGGGCACAGAUCACUUCCGUGAUGACGUCAGGGGAGUGGGUAGCAUGCGAGAAUUCAUGGUAAGCUGUUUGAAGCGACGCUUUAGCGAUAUCGAGAUGUCUAAAUACUGCGUUCUUGCCACCUUGCUCACACCAACGUACAAGCUAUGCUGCUUCUCAGAAACUGGCAAAAAACGUGCUGAGCGAUGGCUAGUUGAAGAAGCAUUGAAGGUCAGUUUAACUUCAAGCGUAAGUUUUGUUGAAUAAUUUUAUUUUAUUUAAAUUAAUUUCUCAUCAAUCAGUCAUCAUUCUUGACAUCUUAACUUCAUUUAGAUGUGGAAAGUGGAAACAACUUAUUACAAUUUACAAAUUUUGCAAUUUUGCUAGAAUGCUAUUGCUAUUACUGUUUACAUAAGUAAUAAAUUCACUAUUUAGUAUUUGUUUCAUGGUUUUAUUAGUUGGCUACAAUGAAAAAUGAAUAUGAGGAUGAUGAAGGUGCUAGUCCUGCUGGAGACGGAGAUGGUCAACAAACUCAACAACAAACUGAACCGCAAGAUGAAGAGGAAACUAUGAGCGACGGAGAAGAGGGUACGGUGCCAUCAAGUUCCACCUCAACCUCCACCACCGUUGAACUUGAACCUGCAGCUGAUGACGACUGGGAGGCUGCAAUCUGGUCUGAGCUGACUCAGGGCUACGAGACAACGUCGACUUCAUCAACAAGUACGACAAACAUUUCAGCAGUCAAAGAAAUUAUUAAGGGUGAAUUUACGAAGUACACCAGCUCUGCGUUGGAGGCAAAGACUAAGCCACCUGAAGAUCCGUGCAUCUGGUGGCUUCAGAAUGCACCAAUUUACCCCACUAUGGCUCUUGUUGCAAGGAAGGUGCUGGCAUCACCGGCCUCUUCCGUGUACAGUGAGCGGAUGUUCAGCACUGCCGGGAACAUAGUCAGUGAUUUGAGAAGCCGCUUAGACCCUGACUUGGCUGAGAAAUUGUUGUUUCUUAACAAAAAUUUACCCAGCUUCAAACAUAAAUGA
Molecule: messenger RNA, 2730 nt
Organism: Lymnaea stagnalis (great pond snail)
Lineage: Eukaryota; Metazoa; Mollusca; Gastropoda; Lymnaeidae
Source: the annotation of a GenBank genome assembly